CUCUAGCACGGCGAUCUCUUCAGUUUUAAUACACACACCUGAGGCAUAUGUUGAAUGUUUAUUGUUUAUCUAAAUUGCUGAUCAAAUAACAUCAUUUUUGAGCGUGCUUAGUCCCUCUUGUGUGUUUUAAGUAUUGUAGGUCUACUUUAAGGCAAGUAAUGCUAGUUUUGUGAAUGUAAAUGUUAGAGUGGCUUGGUCAAUGGUUCUAUUCACAACGUAUUUGAUAAGUCAAUGCUUUUUCGGAGUGUUGAUGCGGUGUAAAAAAAAAAAAUACGAAUAAAUAUCUUAUGUAGUGUAAAGACACAUUUUCAAAUCAUUAACGUAUCAUAAAAAUAUGAUAUGACCAUAAGUUAAGAUGCCACAUAUCACAUGGGCGCCUCAAAGGGUGUUUUCUAUACGAUAUCAUCAAAAUGUAUACAUCUUAUCAGCUCAUAAGUUAGAUGGUACAUAUCACAUGGACACAUCAAAUUUUUUUUGCUAUAAGACAUCAUUAACAUAUCAUAUACAUCUUAUCCGAGAAUAAGUUAAGAUGCCGCAUAUCACAUGAACGCAUCAAAUGAUGUUUUCUAUAAGAUAUUGAUUAUACAUGUGUUAUGAAAGUGUGUUCUAACUUUAAACGAAUUCAACAAAGGAAUUCAAUUAAUUAUUUAUGUCCUAUUUUCUAGAUGAACAAAUGAUCUACUCACGGUGUUGUUUAAUUCAAUGAAUGGCUUGGAAGGACGAUUCAACAUCAAUAUUUGAACCCAAACCAUGAGCCUUUACGACAAUGAGGACACAAGGAACUUCCAUUGAGCAUUGUACCCGGCCGUAGCUUUUGGUGCCAGGUUCUUUGGGAUAUUUUUGUCCCAAGAUUCUUGUGGAUUCUUUGUUGCCAGAUUCCUUUGCUGUAUUCUCGAGAAUAUUAGGAGACUGGCCAAAAAUUUUAAAAAAAUAUUUUUUUUUUUGGUGAUCUCAUUUUUUCCUCAUUUUCUUUAAAAAAUGUAAUAUGACAAUUUACAAGUAGGCAAUUUAUGUUGUUUUACAUCCAUUGUUAUUUAUUCACCUGGAUGCAGCGCAUGGUUUUAGAUCCAUUAAUAGACAUAAAACCAUUUCUUCAAAUUGUGGUGUAACCAGCGCUUUGCAUAAGAAAAUAAUUCACAAUAGAAAACAUGAGGUGCCUAUUCCAUUCAAAACUUAACCGGAAAUGAUCCAUUUGGAUUCAAGGAGUGUUUAAAUGAUGUAUAUCUUUUGAGGAUACGUUGCAAUUCGCAGGCGCUAAUGAAGUCUCAAAUUAAGACACCUGAAUUAGUUCUUUAAUUGAGUUCAGGGUUAAAGGCGAAAUUCGACGUACGCCAUGGCGGUGAAGUGCAGUGUCAGUGAGAAAUGUCUGAGCGAUGUGGCCAUUUGUUGUAUAGCAGUCGGCAUCAUAUUGACAGUGACGGGUCUGUUCUGGCCGGUGAACCCCAAUUACACCCUCAACAUGGAAGCGUCAGCCGAGGAGAACGAGAAGAACGAGGCAGAUCACGCGAGAUUCAUGGUCGCCAUCUACACGGUGAUCGUUCUGGGAAUGGUCUUCGUAUUGAUUGGUGCCCUUAUCACUUCCGGUCUGCUCAUGAAGGUCAUAAUUACCGAAGAAUGCGGCAAGCCCAAGCACAAGCGGAGUAGGAAACGACAGCACCCAGGGGUUUCAGAACAGCAGCAGAUUGAGAUCGUUAGCGACAUGCCGAUGAACAGCCGGUCCGUGAGUUGGGGUCAGUACGUACAGCCGUCGAGUCACGUGAUGUACACUGGAGCUAGACGAGGUGGCGAAGAGAGACUUGUCGAAUCGGACCAACUGGAGAUGAACCAAUACUUCUCUAACAUGAAACCUUAUGGUGCCUUACAAGGAUGAUACCUAUUUGUUUCUAGAAGGAUGAUUCUUGUUUGUGGUUCAAGGAUGAUAACCUAUCUGUUUCUACGAGGAUAAUACUUAUUUGUGGUUCAAGGAAUGAGAUAAACAAGAUAGCGAGGAUUACAUGUAGAAAUUGAAAAAUCUCUGUGUCAUGACAUGAAGCUGUCUAAAGGGAAAGUUUGCGUAAACGUGAUCAGAUUCUUGUGUACUUAAUGAGACCUAUAGAGCAUAAGUGCC
Messenger RNA from Lymnaea stagnalis (great pond snail), 2107 nucleotides. The record is from the annotation of a GenBank genome assembly. Lineage: Eukaryota; Metazoa; Mollusca; Gastropoda; Lymnaeidae.